UGUGAAGCUCAUCAGCUGAAAUUCAAUUGGUUUAUUUACGUUUUAUUAGACGCUCUUUAAAAGCUUGCAAAAGCUUUUCACUUGUUUUGCCUUAUACGCCCUCCAAAAUGAAAAAAGCUUUCGGGCUGGAAUUUCAUUAAGAGAUCAAAAUGUAUAACGUUAGUUGAAGUUUAGAGGCAAACAGUUAAGGAACGCAGCCAGAAGCAAAAUGUUAAAAGUGCGCAAUUACCUGGCCAUAAAUCAGGCACAAAAGGUAACUGAAGCGCUGGGCUUAUAUUCGAGUACCCAACAAUGUCGCCAAAGUACUGCAGCCGCAGUAAAGGAAUCAAGCGCUGUUAGAGAUGACGUCGAGUGGCAGCAGGCACGUCCAUACGAGGAUAUACCAUACACCAAUCCCAUAGCGUUAACUUUCAACAUGGCAUUUCCCGGGGGCAAAUAUAAGAACUUGGACAUGGCUCAGCUGGUGCUGGCCAUGCGUAAGGAUUAUGGCGACAUCUUUCGUAUGCCAUCUAUUUUCGGCAGCGAUCCCAUGUUGACUACAUAUAAUCCAAAGGACUUUGAAGUCGUCUAUCGGAAUGAAGGCGUCUGGCCACAUAGACCAGGCAGCGACACAAUGAGAUACCAUCGCGAGACGUAUCGAAGGGAUUUCUUUGACGGCGUCGAAGGACUCAUUCCCACACAAGGCAAAACAUGGGGCGACUUUCGCAGCAUUGUAAAUCCUGUGCUGAUGCAGCCGAAGAAUGUGAGACUCUACUACAAAAAGAUGUCUCAGGUCAACAGCGAAUUCAUCGAACGCAUUAAGGCCAUACGUGAUCCCACUACACUCGAGGUGCCCGACAAUUUCUUAGAGAGUAUCAAUUGCUGGACCUUAGAAUCGAUUUCUGUGGUCGCAUUGGACAAGCAGCUCGGUCUACUCAAGGAAUCAAACAAUGAUGAAAACGCCAAGCUACUCUUUAAAAGCUUGGAUGAGUUCUUCACUUUAGGUAGUAUAUACGAGGUGAAGCCCUCAGUCUGGAGGUACAUACAUACGCCAAUGUUUAAGAAGCUGUUGAACGCCUACGACAACAUACAGAAGGUGACCUUGGCCUAUGUGAAUGAGGCUAUGGAACGACUGAGUGCAGAGGCUGAGCGUGGCAUAGUGCGUCCUGAAAAGGAACAAAGUGUGCUGGAGAAGUUACUCAAGAUUGAUAAGAAAGUAGCCAUGGUCAUGGCCAUGGAUAUGCUCAUGGCCGGCGUCGAUACGACUUCGAGCACGUUUACUGCGCUAAUGCUGUGCCUUGCAACCAACCCAGACAAGCAGGAGAAACUGCGCGAGGAAGUGAUGCGCGUAUUGCCCAAUAAGGACUCAGAGUUCACAGAGGAGUCUAUGAAAAAUGUGCCCUACUUGCGCGCCUGCCUCAAGGAAUCGCAGCGAUUGCUGCCCCUUGUGAUUGGACAAGGUCGUACGACCAAUCGUGACUGCGUUCUGAGUGGCUACAGGGUGCCAGCGGGCACAUUUGUCUCCAUGAUUCCCCUGAACUCCUACGUCAACGAUCAAUACUUUCCGCGAGCUUCGGAGUAUCUGCCUGAACGCUGGAUGCGCAGUGAGACGGGCGCAGAGGGCAAGUGUCCGGCGAAUCCUCUAAAGAGCACAAAUCCUUUCGUAUUCUUGCCAUUCGGCUUUGGUCCUCGCAUGUGCGUAGGCAAACGCAUCGUAGAUAUGGAACUAGAACUGGGCAUCUGCCGGAUCUUAAGAAACUUUAAAGUCGAGUUCAAUCAUUCGACAGAGAAUGCCUUCCGCUCAGUGCUCAUAAGCAAGCCAAAUAUUCCCCUCAAGUUUAAAUUUUCGGAUUUGCAAAACUAGGAGAUUAUUGAUGAGCAAACAUCGGUCCAACUAUCCUAAUCUGUUUCUGUAUCUUUGAGUAAUGGCGAGCUUACCAGGCACUGCAUUGAAGUCAACUUAAUGUACACAGAUUUGACUAGACUAGAUUAUGUAAAAAAGUGUAUUUAAUCAAAUAAGAGUCAAGGAAAGUAAUAAAAUAUUGUAUCUCUUAAAACGAAAA
This is a messenger RNA of Drosophila hydei, 2042 nucleotides long. RefSeq names its product probable cytochrome P450 12a4, mitochondrial. Gene Ontology annotation, molecular function: heme binding; oxidoreductase activity, acting on paired donors, with incorporation or reduction of molecular oxygen; monooxygenase activity. The transcript is spliced from 4 exons. The coding region runs from base 209 to 1843 and encodes 544 amino acids. The record is from RefSeq and is a predicted model, not a curated record. Lineage: Eukaryota; Metazoa; Arthropoda; Insecta; Diptera; Drosophilidae.